This is a messenger RNA of Epinephelus fuscoguttatus (brown-marbled grouper), 799 nucleotides long. It is a transcript of the gene commd3, whose product is annotated as COMM domain containing 3. Gene Ontology annotation, biological process: sodium ion transport. The transcript has 8 exons. The record is from RefSeq and is a predicted model, not a curated record. The coding region runs from base 46 to 627 and encodes 193 amino acids. NCBI's taxonomy places the organism in Eukaryota, Metazoa, Chordata, Actinopteri, Perciformes, Serranidae.
CUGAUCCGUCACGUGGUCUGGUGUCGUGGGUCACCCUCUUGCAAAAUGGAGUUGUCUGAGUCUGUGCAGAGAGGGCUGCAGUCUCUCGCCGACCCGUCCGCCUUCGACCACAGCAGCUUCCAGGUGCUGCUGGACGUGUCCUACCGGAGCCUGCUCUCCUCUCACGGCGACCCGGGAAUCCUCGAUCAGCCCGAACUGAAGCACAUCGACCAGAUCCUGCUGAAACAGAAUCACGCUGCAGCCACCACCUUCGUGCUGGAGGCUGUCAAACAAAACGCAGACAAGUCGACUAUAAGCUCGUGCCUUGAAGAACUCACAUUCGGCGCAGAGAGAAUAGAAAUAUUCUGUAGCACACACCAGAAACAUAAAAAAGAACUGGAGCAUCUGUUAGCAAGCAUAGGAAGGUGUCCACCACAGAUCACUGACGCGUCAUGGCGCCUACAAUACCAUGUGAAGAACGGGCAGGUCGAUAAGGUCAACGAGCCUUUCUACUUGAUUUCACUGAACACUGAGAACGAAGGAUCCCCGGAGGAUAUCAACUUUACCUGCACAGUGGAGCAGCUACAGGAUUUGGUGGGGAAGCUCAAAGACGCUGCCAAGAGUGUGGAGAAAGCCAGUCAGAUGUGAUGCCGGUGUCCAGUUUCCACCACAAAGCACUGAACUUCAUCACUUUUCCAGCGGCAUUGCUCACCUCUUUAUAGCCUUCUUUUAUACCUGCAGAUCGACAUGACGUGUGUGCAUGUGAGAAAAUGACCAUUCCAAGUUGUGUGUUUUAAUUAAAAGUGAGAAAAAAAUCAAA